GUGAAUACAGAGCCCUCUACUCGCGUUUUAAGGGGCAGAAAAAUACGGGGUCUAUUAGGCUUGCUAUAAGAUUUUGACAUUCUAAAAGGUUUCUUUUCCUUUUAAAAAACCCAAACAAUUCAACUGUAUACAUUAGAUGUAGGUUAUUUUCGGUCGGGCAGUCGGACCGACUCGUUUUAGAAACUAUAUGUUCCUCUUAAAGUAGAUAUUAAGAAGAUUUUGCCUCAAGUUUAGAUUUUUUUAAAAUGGCACAAGUUCAGAAUCUAGACAUUUGCUUUUCAAUUUAAACGUUCAUAGAAGGUAUAUACACACCAUAUAAUUAUUCAUUAGUUCUAAUUUUAUAAUGUAUAGGGCCCUGGAUCUAUUUAUAUUUUUUUGUCACUUCUAAGGUUUUUUGUACUGCUAUGAUGAUUAUUGAUAUAUCGAUAAAAUUUUCGUGAAAUAAAUAAAUAACCCAAGGUUUCGCCUCGAUUCUUAAAAGGUCCAAAGGAGAAAGCUCGGAGGGGUUCACCAUAUGCACUGAGGGCCAUCGGCCAUGACGUGCAGCUGGUCCUUGGCUUGGCUAGUGAACUCCGUGUCCGAUUGUGCUGUACGUACGUGACGCGUAUCUGUAUGCGACUCCGUGUCCAACCGUGCUGUAGCAUGUACAUACAUCUAGCUAUGGUCUCCGAUUCCGACCGAUACCGCGAGUCCGUUUACGACUUCCCCUUCCUGGUGUUUGAGCUUUACGUUGCUGGUUCCAUAAAUACAAGAGAGGAGCGCAUCGCAGUCUCGCAGAAGACAAAGUUCGAUGAUCCUCGCCGCGCUGCUAAGUACCACACAGAAACCGACUCGACGAUCCGCGUCCGCAACAUAAGCACUAGAGGCAAUGAAGCUUCAUACGGCCGUCCUGGGCGUCAUCCUCCUCCUCGCCCUUGUUCUAAACCCCAAUGGCGUUGAGGCACGGCCUGCCCCUGCCGACGGCCAUCAGAAGAAGUCGUCAAGCUACAGCCUUUUCAUCUUCGGGGAUGACUUCGCCGACAACGGGAACCUCCCGCUAACCGACCCCGUCACCCAGAUGUCGCGGCAGUGGGCGUACCCCUACGGCUCCUCCUAUGUUGACGCCGAUGGAAACCCACGACCAAAUACUCCGUCGGGACGCUUCUCCAACUAUAAAAUUCAGUCCGAUUUCAUUGCAACGAUCCUGGGGCUCGAGGAAGCACCUCCAGCCCACGCCCUCACGGCGGAGAAGACCUGCGAUCCUUCCGGCAUGACCUUCGCUCAUGGUGGUGCUGGCGUGCUGGAUACCACGUCAGCACAAAAGGUACCCACCCUCGCCAAGCAAGUGGACACUUUCAGAAAGAUGGUUAAAGAUGGGAUCAUCUCAGAGAAGCAACUGAGUCGCUCCGUGGCCCUCGUGGCCAUCUCCGGCAACGACUACUACGGGAACACCGGCGUGAUUGGCCUGAGUGCCCCAAACGAUAUCAAUGCUUAUAUUGCGAAGGUGACCAAGGAGAUUUCCGACAAUGUGGACCAAGUGCAGAAGCUCGGGGUGACAAAGGUUCUUGUCAACAACUUGCACCCAGUCGGUUGCACGCCAUCGCAAACAAGGACCAACAACUACACCGCGUGCGAUGUUUUCGGAAACCUAGGUGCAUCUGUCCAUAACAAUAACUUGAAGCAAGUGAUGGCAGCAAAGAAGAAUGUCCACGUUGUUGACCUCUACACCGCCUUCAGUAACAUCGUGGAUAAUGUGCCAGGUAAAGGCCAAGAGCUAUCCAAGCAAUUCAAGCGGAAGUUGUCGCCGUGCUGUGAGAGUUUCGAUUCAAAGGGUUACUGUGGACAACAAGGCGAGUCGUCGGAGCUUCUUUACAGCGUGUGCGACAAGUCCAACAAAUUUUUCUACUGGGAUGACAUGCACCCAACACAUGCAGGGUGGGAGGCAGUGAUGAAACAGGUUGAGAAGCCCUUAUGGGAGUUUAUAGAUCAAAACUAGCUAGGUUCCAGGAUCUUCAUAGAGCCAUGCGUGAUGCCUAUUUUUUGUUUCCUUUGGAUUGUAUCUUGGACUACUUAAAGGCUAUAGUUUUUUGAACUCUGUAAUAAUACUAUAUAUUUAAACGA
Molecule: messenger RNA, 2100 nt
Organism: Lolium perenne
Lineage: Eukaryota; Viridiplantae; Streptophyta; Magnoliopsida; Poales; Poaceae
Product: GDSL esterase/lipase At5g03610-like
Molecular function (GO): hydrolase activity, acting on ester bonds
Source: RefSeq, a predicted model, not a curated record